AUGUCUUUUAAAAAAUUAUAUACACUGCCCCCUAAAGCUCCUGCUUCAAAUAUGUUUAGCUUCACAAAAAAUAUUAAAAAUGAGUCAAGUCUAGAAUGUACAUUUGUCCACAAUUUUUGUUCACCAAGCACUUUUACAAUAUCUGACAUAUCAUCGUUACAAACUAUAUCCAACAAUGUUAAUUUGUCCCCUAUAAUAUCAAAAUAUAUUGUUUGUCAAUCAAAAUAUUUUAAGUCGUCUUCUUCAGCAAUACCUGGAACAUUUGAAAAUUUGUCCUCCGUAAUAUCAACACCAAUCGUUUCUGACUCCAAACUCUCUCUAGAACGAACAUAUUCUGCUAACAUUUCCAGUUCAUAUUCGUCCUGUACGGCUGCACUAGAUGUUAAAAAUGUCGGUGAAAAUUUGUCCUCCGUAGCAUCAACAUUAGUCAUUUCAGACUCCAAAUUCUCGCCAGAUCGUACUUAUUGUGAAAACAUCUCCAGUUCAUCCUCGUUCAAUAAGGCCAGACGAGAUGUCAAACGUGCCGGUGAAUAUGUGUCCUCCGCAGUACAAGCACCAGUUAUUUCAGACUGCAAAUUCUCUCCAGAACACACUUAUUGUAAAAAUAUUUCCAGUUCUUCCUCGUCCUAUAAGGCAACACCAGGCGCAUCUCCAAAUAAUAUUACAUCUGUGAAAGUUAUAAACUCUGUCAAUAAUAUCGACGAUAAUUUGUCCUCUGCAGAAUCAACACCAACAGUUUCUGACUCCAAAUUCUCGGUAGAGCGAACUUAUUCUGACAACAUUUCCAGUUCAUCCUCGUCCAAUGCGGCAACACCAGAUGCCAAAAAUUUCUGUGAAAAUUCGUCCUCUGAAGUAUCAACACCAAUCGUUUCUGCGUCUAAAUGCUCACUAAAUCGUACAUUUUCUGACAAUGUUUCCACCUGA
Molecule: messenger RNA, 924 nt
Organism: Lucilia cuprina (Australian sheep blowfly)
Lineage: Eukaryota; Metazoa; Arthropoda; Insecta; Diptera; Calliphoridae
Product: probable serine/threonine-protein kinase dyrk2
Exons: 1
Coding region: 1-924 (307 amino acids)
Source: RefSeq, a predicted model, not a curated record